Messenger RNA from Elaeis guineensis (African oil palm), 1193 nucleotides. Its product is annotated as ras-related protein RABC2a. NCBI's taxonomy places the organism in Eukaryota, Viridiplantae, Streptophyta, Magnoliopsida, Arecales, Arecaceae. The record is from RefSeq and is a predicted model, not a curated record. Gene Ontology annotation, molecular function: GTP binding; GTPase activity.
GAUCCAUUUUCACCUCUAUCUACUUUUUCAUUCCCUUCUCUCCUUCCUUUAAUAUUGCUAGCUAUUUUUAUACUAUCUCCGUCUCUCGCUUUCCCCUCUCUCUUCUCACCAGCCCCACCACCACCGUCACCUUCACCACCCGACGCUUCGACAGAUCGAGAAUAGGGGCAGAGAAAUCAGCAGCACAGCCCGUGAGGGUUCUUGUUUUUAUAAUAGAUAGAUGGGUUCGUCGGCUGGUUCAGGGAACAGCUACGAUUACUCUUUCAAGAUACUGUUGAUCGGCGACUCCGGGGUGGGGAAGAGCAGUCUGCUUGUCAGCUUCAUCUCCAGCCAUGUCGACGAUCUUGCCCCGACAAUCGGAGUGGAUUUUAAGAUUAAACAUCUUACAGUUGGUGGGAAGAAGCUGAAGCUCACAAUAUGGGACACUGCUGGGCAGGAGAGAUUUAGGACGCUAACUAGUUCUUAUUAUAGAGGUGCUCAAGGAAUCAUUCUAGUUUAUGAUGUGACACGGCGAGAAACUUUUGCAAAUUUAGCUGAUGUAUGGGCCAAGGAGGUGGACUUGUACUCCACUAAUCAAGACUGCAUCAAAAUGCUUGUUGGAAAUAAAGUUGACAAGGAAACUGAAAGGAUGGUGACAAGAGAAGAGGGAAUUGCUUUUGCACAAGAAUAUGGAUGUUUGUUUCUUGAAUGCAGUGCAAAAACACGAGCAAAUGUGGAAAAAUGUUUCGAAGAACUUGCAUUAAAGAUUCUGGAGGUUCCUAGUCUUUUGGAAGAAGGAUCUGCGACUGUGAAGAGGAAUAUUUUGAAACAGAAACCGGAAUACCAUGCAAGCCCUGGUGGGGGUUGUUGCUCGUAAAUCAAGAUAAAUGGCCCUCGACUUGAAGAAUUAACCGGCUGUUCAGAAUCUCCUGAGCAGUGUAAUGACAUGCAAUCAGCUCAACAAAGCCUGCUCUAAGGUGAUGUAAAUGAGUUGAAUUUAUUUCCUCAUUCGUGUCUUAUCAAUUUAGGAGUGGGUCCGAGUGGAGAAUGAAAAAGAUUGAUUGUAUACAUACGCUUCUGAUUUGUUUAAAGUGCUUUCCGUUUGAUGCUUGUGUCAGUUUGAAACGCGAAAAGUUGACAGAUUAUCCGGAAAAAAAAAAAAAGUAUUCCCAGUUGGAACAAAGUGUCCCUAUAAGGCCGAUUUCUUGACUGUG